AUGGAAGAACAAGCUCAGCAUCUUAUCGACGCUACAACAGCUGCUUUCAAAGCUGGCAAAAUUGCGCAGAAUCCAUUUGGCAAUAAAGGUGCAGCCAUCCCACCACCUUGGGAUCCUUCUGUUAUGGCACCAGGAGGACCCAGACCACCAGUACCAGCACCUGGUGGGCCUCCAGGGAUGUUACCACCCCCAGGAAUGGGUCCCGGUGGACCAAUGGCCCCGCCAAUGAUGAUGGGACCUCAUGGGCCCAUGCCCCCUAUGAUGGGUAUGCGGCCACCUAUGAUGGGACCCUUGAUGGGGCCCAUGGGACCAAUGGGUCCAAUGGGGCAAAUGCGACCACCACUAAUGAAUGGACCACCUAUGAAUAAA
Iphiclides podalirius (scarce swallowtail) is the source of this 369-nucleotide messenger RNA. The record is from the annotation of a GenBank genome assembly. NCBI's taxonomy places the organism in Eukaryota, Metazoa, Arthropoda, Insecta, Lepidoptera, Papilionidae.